Messenger RNA from Cydia pomonella (codling moth), 804 nucleotides. RefSeq names its product TP53-regulated inhibitor of apoptosis 1-like. Lineage: Eukaryota; Metazoa; Arthropoda; Insecta; Lepidoptera; Tortricidae. Bases 163 to 408 code for a protein of 81 amino acids. The transcript is spliced from 2 exons. The record is from RefSeq and is a predicted model, not a curated record.
GCUUGGGGAAAAAUACUUUUUUACUCUGUCAAGCCAAUGUCAAAUUAUUUAUUACUUGCACUAUAGUACAGUACAGCAGUUCAUCGAUUUCUUUCAGAUUUCAUUAGAUUCACGCUAUUUCAUUAUAAAACAAAGUAAAUACUAUCAAUUAAUAUAUACAUAAUGAACAGCAUUGGAGAAGAGUGCACUGAGCUUAAGAAGAAAUAUGACGAUUGUUUUAAUUCUUGGUUUUCGGACAGAUUUCUGAAGGGCGACCACGAUGAUUCGAUGUGCGCCGGAAUAUUCAAGAUUUAUCAAGAAUGUGUUAAGAACGCUAUGAAGGCGCAUAACAUUGAUUUUAAAGAAAUUGAUAAAGAUGUUCUGGGCACAGAGUUCGAGUUCAAAGCACCGCCACCAGGCAGCAGUUGACAGAUGUAUCGUUGCAUCUGUGCUUUGAGUUCCAUGACGUGUUGGAAACCACAAAAGCCGCAACAACAGUUGGAGUACAAAGUGAAUAACAAUACCUCACUAGGUUGAGAACAAUGUUUUGUUGUUCCUGGUCGUAAAGUUUAACUACACUAGUUACACUAAUAUAAAAGAGACAUGUAUGUAAAAUGAAAAUCCAUAUUUAGUUCUUAUUUAAGUGGCAGGAAAGUUAUUGAUGUGCUUACACCUUUUUUAAUACUGUUAAAAAUGCUUAUGAAAUGCAUUUCGUGGCAUAUCCUGUUUAAGCACAUAAUUGUUAGAAUGUAUGUUUAUGUAAAUAGACAUUAGAUAUUACAAAUUUUAUUUAAUAAAUGGAUUUAUUUUUAAAAUGAGAGUUUA